Molecule: messenger RNA, 1884 nt
Organism: Clonostachys byssicola
Lineage: Eukaryota; Fungi; Ascomycota; Sordariomycetes; Hypocreales; Bionectriaceae
Source: the annotation of a GenBank genome assembly
AUGGAAAACUUCAUGCACUGCUCACAGCAUCCAAUAUCCAAGCCAUCCCGUCUCUGGGCUGCGUCAUCCUUCCAGUGGGGAGACGCCGGUGCUCUCCAGAUAGAUCAUGUCAAUGAUGGUGAUGAGUAUGACCUCCAUCUAGGUCUCGGCACACAAAAUGCAUCGCACCCGCUGAUGGUGUCCCACACACAAGGAGACAACUUGGAUCCAAAUAUUUUCUUUAUCCCAGAGCCGCAGGAGAUACAGAAGGAUUCCCUGAUCCGUUACACUUUGAACCCCGACCUCGUCAACACCUUGCAGGAUGGUUACGGCCCCCCAAAUCAUGGCAAAUUUUCAGCGGCGGAGACAUUAUCCCAGUUCGACCCUUCCUCGCAAAGCGUGCAUCAUGGGGACGAAUGCGCACCGCCCGAGCUUCUAGAGUCACCUAAAUUGCAGCCAUUUGGAGUCUUCAAGACGCUCCAAGGAUCGUCGACUACGAACUUAGCGCCACGUACGGCGCCGCCGCAAGAGCAGUGGGAGGCGAACAAAGCGAAUAUAUGGAAACACUACAUCCACGAAAAGCUGCCUCUCCCUACAGUGAUAAAGCUGAUGAAGGCUAACUACGGGUUUACAGCCAGUCCAGCAAUGUACAAGAGACGCUUCGUACAAUGGGGAUGGCCAAAGUACAAGCGUCGACAAGCAAAAGAGAAACAAGCGCCCACCUUUGCCAUCUCGAUACCUUCGAAUUCCGUCCGCUACGCGCAAUCCAAACAACUCAGUUUCUAUAACCAUAUGGGCCCGUUACGUCCUACCUUAAUUCCUGGCGACAGUAUUCCUGUCAAAUUGAUCAUGGAUGACCUCCUCACCAACGUGAGCAAAGUAUAUCAUUCGAAGUGGGAAAUUGAGCGAAGGUGGAAAGUUGAUGACCCUUUCCGAGUCCUAGAGGACGAGUACGAUCAUUUGUUCGUAAAGGUGGUCGGCUUUGCCAAGAAUCCCCCUGAAUGCCCUUCCGACAGCUGGGAUUUCGGAAUUGAAGAUAUCUUCAACGCGCUGGACCCUGUCAUGGAGGAGUGUGGUCUCUUCGCACUUCCGACUAUCUGGACAUGCGUCUUUCGCCUUCUCCAGGCCAAACAGCCACAGGCCGCCAUCAAAAUGUUGUUUAAAACUAUUGAAUUGGCAGGUGUACAUGGCUGGGAUGCCCCAUUUCAGAAUAUCCUACAAGACCUGCCAUCCUUGGUGAGAAUUGCCGAAUUAGACAUUACCCACCUUCAAAAUGGCCUGAGGGAGGCGUACCGUCGCUGUCUUGAUGAGACGGGAUCCUCCUUGGGCCAAAGCAAACUGACACUCCUGUCACUGCGCGGCUACUUCGUCAACUAUGUGGACAAGCAGUGCUCAGCCCAGCAAACAACAACCUUGGCCGCAACGAAAGACUUGGUAGAGGAAUCUAAAAUAAAAAACGGUGAGAAUUCUUCCACCACCCUCGACAUAAUGGGACAGUACCUAUUCAUUCUUCAGUCGCACCCUGUUUGGGUGCCGGAGUUUGAGAGAGUUGAGAGAGUUGCAGUGGAAAUUGAUCAACGGAUCAAGAAGCUUCGACUCGAAAGCCAGACUCCGCUUGAUGCGGAGCUGUCGAAUAUUUGGAAGGACGCAAGGCAUGUCCUUGCCGAGUAUUACUUUCGCAAGGGUGAUAUCUCCAAAGCUAUAUCCACAUUGGAGGAGUAUAUGACUCAAUGUGCUGAUGACGGCAAUGAUGGUUUUGAUCACAUUGCCAAGACGAAGCUCGAUGAUUGGCGAAAGAAGCAGAAGGCCAGGAUGGCCGAACAGAAUGAACACUACGCCUGCUGCGACCAAUUUUGUUCCUGUCCUUGGCGAGGAGGAAACUGGGGUUCCCAUAUUUGGGGGUGA